This is a messenger RNA of Moneuplotes crassus, 2427 nucleotides long. The record is from the annotation of a GenBank genome assembly. Lineage: Eukaryota; Ciliophora; Spirotrichea; Euplotida; Euplotidae.
CAAUGAUGGUGCUUAAAUCCCCAAAACCUGUUAAGAAUAGGGGCAAUUUAAACUUAUCCAAGAACAAAAGGAUAGGAAAUAGCAGAAAUUUUGGAUGAAAAGGAAGAGUUUUCUCAAACCCCAAGAUUCCAAUCAAACCGAUCAUAAAGACACCUGAGAAGAAAGUGAAAAUCUUAGAUCUCAACUUUACUAGGGAUAAAAAGUUUAGAAGUAAUUCUAGAACAAGAGAUUCUACUUUUAAGAAAAGAAAAACAAUCCUGCCCCUCAAAAAUUUGAAAAUGAGGGCUCUUGAUAGAGAUAUUUUAUUUCCACAGGACCAGGUAAACAGUCCGAUUCGGCGCUAUGUUUUACCUUUGGAAGGAAAUUUAAAGAGAUCAGGUUGAUUAAAGUCUUCAGAGAAAAUGUCUCCCAUAAGUCUUUCAAAAGAGGAGGAAUCAAACAUGUCUCUGAUUUCUCCAGUAAAAUGAGACAAUGUCAGCCCAUACCAAGCAAAAAUACCUGCAGAGCUUUGCAAUAAAGGUAUUAAGCCGGGAUGAACUAGGAACAGUCAGACUAAUUAUGUAACCUCCUUAAAAUCUCAAGAGGCUACCAAACCAAAAGGCCUGGCUCAAAAGGAGGCACAGAAGAGAAAAAUGAUUGAGCAUAACUUGUUCGGGACUCAAUUUCAUUUUUAAAUUCCCAGAACCUGACCAAAGAAAGUCAAAUAUGUCUCUUAAAAGCGACAACCAGCCAUUUUCUGAGAAGAAAGAGAGAUUUGUUCGUAAUCAAUUUUUAUCAAAAGGAGCUCCAAAACAUCCAAAUCUACCAUUUUGGUAUAAAUUUAAGAGGGAGAAGUCCCUCAGCUUCUCAAAGGACAAGGCAUCAUCAAAGUUAGAUUUUUAUAACAGUGGCACAGAGAUGCAGAAGACUGGGCCAGCACAUAAGAAUAGAGUAGGCUCUCCAAAAAUAGAAAGUUCGGGUAUUGAUAUCAAUUCUGGGAUUGAGAGUACCACACCAGCUGAGGAUUUUAUAACUCCGCCGAAUCAUGUUACAAUUAGUGUGUAUGAUCUACGCAAUAAUUUCCAAAAGGAUUUUAGCAUUGAGAAGGAAUUUCUUGUUGAAAAUAUGCAGUAUUUCCAAAAAUUUGUCAAGAAAGGGAAAGGAGUUAAUAUGGAAAAAAGGCUAGAAAUGUUAGACAAGCUGGAUAUCUCAAUCCAAUGCUCUCCAUUUAUCUUUAUAUGGAUCUUGGAAUAUUUGCAAGGGAGUAAAACUGCUGUUAAUUUUAAUCCAAAAGAAGUUAUUUUAAUCUUAAUAUCAGCAGAUUCCUUGAUAAUCCCUAAGCUCAUAGAAGAAGCUGUUGACUAUAUCUGAAAUAAUCUACAAACAGUAGAGAAUAGUGCUUGAUGGAAUGUUCAUCUCCGUCGACAUCUUAUUCGAAAAAUUGCCGUGAAAGUUCCUAUCCAAGUUUUAGAUUCUAUAAAAUAUCGGAAAGGAACUGGGUUGAUAAAUAAAAUUUACAAACAUAAGCUUGAAACACUCCAUCUUAGUUUGAACUAUUCCUACACAGACUUGGCUGAUAGAAAUUAUGAUUUUUCAGCAAAGGAAAAUGGGCUGAAGAAGUGAAAAUAUUGUGGCGAAAUGUUUACAGAUGUUGGUCUAGAUCUGACACCAUGUAGCAAUAGUCAUGAAUACAUCAAUGCUCAUGGAGAAAUGAUCCCUCCACAUCAAGCUCUCCCUCAGUGGGAUCUGAGUGACUUCAUUUUAUGAAUAAGGAAAAGAGAAAGUGACUGGAAGGUGAUUUACUACCUCAUAUGGUCACUUUGUGUCUUACUCAGAUGUACUGAAUGAAGGGAAGUCUUUCGACUUUUUGACUAUGACCAAUGACAUUAUCACCCUCAGAAAUUUUAUUCAGAAGGUGAUGACCAUCAAGGGAUCUACCUAUGUUGAGGAAGUCAAGGCCGAAAAUUCAAUAUUGGAAUUGAUAGCGCAACUCAUGGCUGAUGAAUGAAAGAUCAUAAAUGGCCCAAAACACCUGAAAUCGAUUAUAUUAUUGGUAGAUUUGAGGAGAAUAAAGAUCUGAUCUUUGGUGAUAGCGAGAUAAAAGAAAAACGAAUAAGAAUGAGAAAAGAUCUUUGGAACAGCUACAAUUUUAUUAGUAGGGAUCAUAAGACUUCAAGCGAAGAUUUCUCAUCAGUGAAUUCGAAUGGUGAGAAAUCUGAUGAAGUAAAGCAAGAUGAGUGAAACCAAGAUAUGAAUGCUCAAGAAAAUUCUCAAAAAGAUGACUUGAAAAAGAUUACUAACCCAAGCGGGAAAAAUCACCACAGGCCAAAGAGAAAGUCAGUUAGCAGACGGUAUAUUAAACUGGAGAAUAUCCGACAAAAUGAUGCUGCCAAGAUGGAUGAUCUACUAGCUCAAGUGAAGAUUUUCCGCUCCAGGAAGACAUAAGCC